GGCCCCCACCGCGCCUGCGCACCCCCGCCCCGUCGCCACGGCGACGGUGGAGCCGCGACAAGUCGCUGCCUCGCAACAUGUCGCUGCCCGAGCCGCUGAGGCGACGGCUGGGCUCCUUCAGCCGCACCGUCUUCACCGACAGCCGCGGCGCCGGCCCGCCGCUCCCGGGCGACCGUGCAGAUAAUGAAAUAGUUUCCAGUUUACCACUACAGAUGUCCCUCUAUUUCAACGUUUAUUUUUUCCCAUUUUGGUGGCUCAGCAGUGUUGUCAUGCUCCAGCUGAAGUAUCCAGCCCUGUCAGAUUACUACAAGUUCAUUCUGGUCACAGUCAUGAUCCUAGCCUCCCUAAUAGAGAGCAUUCGACUGUACCUGGGAUACAUGGGCAAUCUGCAGGAGAAGGUCCCUGAGCUGGCUGGGUUUUGGCUCCUGACUCUCCUCCUGCAGUUACCUAUAAUUCUCUUCUUGCUAUUUAACGAAGGUUUGAAAAUUCUGCCACUGGAAAGAUCAGUCAAUAUCAUCUUUGCCCUCUUCCUAAUCUUCCAAGUCAUUGCAGCCUUUGUCACCCUGAAGAGAAUGGUGAACAAACUGGCAACUCACUUCCGCCUUAAUGAAUUUGACAGGCUAGAGGAACACCCUGGGCAUGAGUUUUACAGCCUGAGUUAAGAAGAGAGUACAGUGUCCAGGGCUGGUAGGAGCCCAUGCUGAGGAGCUUCACAUGACCAAUGCUGGCUGGGGAUCACACACCAAGGGCCUGAGAAGUCAACAGAGGCAGUCCUCAUGCUGCUACAGCUCUGUUUUUGUUUCGUUGGGUCAUUAUCAUUCUUCCUACUUCAGAGGCAUUAAAAAAAUAUGUCUUGCAUAAGAGCCAACAUUAAACCUCAGAGCCGAGGUCCACACUGCAAGAAAAAAAAAAAAAUCAUUGCUUGCUGAGUGGACCAAUUCAUCUGUGCUCUGUUACUGCAUGAAGUACCUACAGAGUAGGUUUGGUGGCUUUGACAUUUUAAAAAGUCACGUGCCAUUUCUAAAGAACAGAAGACUAUUUUCCUAACUGUUUGCACAGAAAUAUUUUGUUUACAAUAAAUCCUUUAUACACGUUUGGAUUGACA
Cygnus olor (mute swan) is the source of this 1105-nucleotide messenger RNA. RefSeq names its product transmembrane protein 17 (gene TMEM17). The transcript is spliced from 4 exons. The coding region runs from base 78 to 662 and encodes 194 amino acids. Gene Ontology annotation, biological process: non-motile cilium assembly. The record is from RefSeq and is a predicted model, not a curated record. Gene Ontology annotation, cellular component: ciliary transition zone. Lineage: Eukaryota; Metazoa; Chordata; Aves; Anseriformes; Anatidae.